GAAAUGUAACACAGGAGUUCUGAGUUGUUGUUUACAGGUGCUGUGUUGUUGCUCACAGAGUUUUGUCGCCCCUAAAUCAACACAACAGAGAGGUAGUUGUUGCGUGCGAGUGCGUGUGGCCCUCAGCAGGAGCCACUACCACCAUCACCAUGAGAAGAGUACAAAUGCAUAUGCAAGCAUGGCAGCAUCUGUUACAGGGUUUCAUCAUGACACCAUACACAAGGCUUCUAGUGAAAAUGAACAGUCGAAGACACUGUCACAGCUUUCAGUCCACAAAUGUCGGAGACAACAAAUACACAACACACGAUGGUCCAUUGUCUGGCAUCAGAGUUAUUGAUUUGACAAGAAUACUUGCUGGCCCAUUUGCAACUAUGGUUCUUGGUGAUUUUGGUGCAGAAAUUAUUAAGGUGGAACGACCUGAUAAAGGAGAUGAAACUCGGAGUUGGGGUCCUCCUUUUCUAGGAACAGAGAGCUGUUACUUCCUUAGUGUGAACCGCAAUAAGAAAAGUAUUGCUGUUAAUCUCAAACACCCAGAGGGAGUGUCUGUUAUGCAUGAUCUAGCCAAAUGUAGUGAUGUAUUAAUAGAAAACUACAUUCCUGGGGUGCUUGAUCGUUUAGGAUUAGGGUAUGACAAACUUAAGGUAGUUGCACCUCAUUUGGUAUAUUGUACCAUAUCUGGAUAUGGAUCCUCUGGUCCAUAUCAUAACAGACCUGGAUAUGAUGUCAUGGCAGCCUCUGUUGGUGGCCUCCUUGGGGUCACUGGACCAGAAGGAGGAGAACCAUGUAAGGUUGGGGUCGCCAUGACUGAUUUAACAACUGGACUGUAUGCUCAUGGGGCAAUAAUGGCUGCAUUACUUGAUAGACAAAAAACUGGAUGUGGACAGAAAGUUGACUGCAGUUUGCUGGCUACUCAAAUAUCGUGUAUGGUGAACCUAGCAUCCAACUUUUUGAAUGGAGGAAAAGAGGCAAAGAAAUGGGGAACUGCUCACGAGAGCAUAGUACCAUAUCAGGCUUUUCCAACAAAUGAUGGGUGUCUUACUGUUGGUGCUUUGAGCAAUAAGCAGUUUUCAGCUUUAUGUCAAACGAUUGGUCUAGAAAAUCUUUUACAGGACGAGCGUUUUUCUACAAAUGCUCUUAGAGUAACAAAUCGAGUAGCACUUAUCAGUGCACUCAGUCAAACUUUUCAGCAGAAAUCAACAAAGGAAUGGCUCGCCAUUCUUGAUGGCUGUUCUUUUCCUUAUGCACCUAUCAAUUCAAUAUCCCAGGCCUUCUCUGAUCCCCAAGUAAUCCAUGAUCAGAUGAUACAGAUAAUUGAACAUCCAAGUAUAGGGGAAAUAAAACAGGUAGCUCCAGCAGUGUCAUUUAGUUCUUCUCUAAACAAAAUCAGAACAGCCCCACCAGUUCUUGGGCAGCACACAAGAUAUGUACUUUUGGAUAUCCUCCAGUAUUCAGUUGAAAAAGUUGAAGAACUUAAAAAACAAGGUGUAAUAUAUGGUGCAUAAUAUCUAUUAAUUUGGCUGCUAUGUAAUAAGUUGCUAUUUAAUCACACAAUUAAAUGAGGAUUGCCUCAGCAAGCAUAUAUAUGAGAUAAUGAAAGAAACAAGAAUAAAUUGGCAUAAGGGACAAACAGAAAGACAAAGAAUAGGUUACAAGAAUUGUUGUGGCAGCAUUGAAGUGAGGAAAGUGAAUCACACCACCAUCUAGUGCUGCAGUGAAGCCCAAGGAAACAAUCAGUGGCAUAAAGGUUUACCUUCACUUGCCCCUCUUUAGUACUGCACUCUGAUCACCAUGGGUACCCCUUACUCUAAUAGGCAAACCCCUCAUUCACACAAAAGGUGGCGGCCCUUCCAUUGUGCUGUUCAACGACUGCCUGUAUGCUCCCACUCUUUCGUGAUAUGUGGGCUUGGUGUAGCUCCAUGCUGAUGUGCCUUUGCUGUCUGCAUCCAUCGUAACAGAGGAAUUUUGGGCUUGCUUGUAUUUGGCUUCAUAUAUGUGGAUUCUAGCCUUCAUGGGGUUCCAAUUUCAGUGGGUUUGCGAGGACAUUGAGGCACUCAUCUCCUGGCUUGGUACUCCUGUUUUGGAGUCUACUAUGGCAGGAUCAGCAGCUUUACUUCAGGAGGUAGUGGCCAUAUUCCACACUAUGUGCUUUGCAUGUCGACAGGCUGCUUUAACCCUGUCUUUAAAAUCAGCUUCGGUCCCCUGGAUCUCAUGUCCACCUCCACUUUUUUGCCUCUCCACUUUCCAGAGGGUGUUGGUUUGUUUUUAUCUCCUGCAGCUGUAUCUUGUCAGCCAAUUUUGGACUUGGUGCAUUCUCGUGGUUUCUGGUCUCAUUCCUGGAGGUGGUCGGGCAGAGCUGGGACGUUGCCUGCUAUUAGUUAAUCCCUAGGCUGCACACCUGUUAAUAGCCGACAUCCCCGUGGUGUACAAACAACAUUGUUCUGAAUUUGUUUUUUAUUUUAGCAUUGUUAAUUAGCAUCCAGGAAACACAAACAUCCAAGUAUAAAGUCUCUAUCUCUUGUGGUUUAGCUGUAGUGGCCCAGAGAAGUUGCAUUAUAAUCUAAUCUAACUUCAUCUCAGGGGAUUGAAGAAUUAAAAUUUUGAUACGUUAGAUAUGUUAUUUUUUGAGCCUGUCAACUCGGUUAGAAAUCUGGACAUUUACUUUGAUUUGUCAUUGUUAUUUGGUGGGCACAUAAAUCAGAUUGUUAAAUAUUGCAAUUUUUUCAUUCGUAAGCUCUAGGAAAUUUGAAAAUUUAUUCCUCAUCCAUUCAUUUGUUUUCUCUAGAAUUGAUUUUUGUAAUUUCUUAUGGGUUUGCCAAACUAUUUGUUAAAUUGAUUAUAAUGAAUUGAGCAACUACACUUGUAUUCUCACUUCAUUUGGAGUUUAAACUAGUUCCUAUUUGUUUGAGCUACAUUGGCUCCCUGUAAAGGCAAGGAUUGACUUUAAAUACUGUGUUUAUUGACAUUGAACACUAUUAAGUUAAAGGAACCCAAGUAUUUGAAUGAUUUACAAAUUCCUUUUACAUCAGACUCUGGAAUGCUGCAGAUUGUCACGAAUCCCUUCAGGUUGGUUGAGCCUCAUGCUUCCUGCUCCCGUCGAGGCCACUAAAAAUGGUAGCCCUCUGGUAAAUUAUAUCGGUCAUUGCUUAUGUGGUGUGUGUGUGUGUUAAGACUCGAAACUCUGUUAAGAGUUUUAAGUCUCGGUAGAAGGCAUACCCGGUAGCUCUUUUCUAGACCUUAUGAUCCUGAUUAUCAUUCUGUAUCUUUGGAAUAUAAAGUGUAGUAUUUUUAUAUGGUAUCAUUUAUUGCACAAAGUUCAGGCACAUGGGAAUUUGAGCACUACAAAUUAUUCUACUAUUAUCAUGAUAAUAUUAAUAAUCAUUACAGUACUAUUAAUAUUAUGCGUAUCCCAUAAAUUGUUCAUUACAAAUAAUGAUGAUUAUGAUUACCUUGUAAUGUGGAUGUGUUAUUGUAUCAUAUAAACAGCUUAACUGGUACUGAAAUGGUCAUAAAGCAGGGUAUUGAUACAGUAAUGCUCUAGUUAUAUCAAACCAACUCUUUAUUGAAAUCAAUAAACAUUUAAUGCAUUAUAUAAUAUUUGUAUUUAAAAACAAGUCAUAAAACAUUACAACCAUAAAGUAAAUUUUCCAAAUAUCAAAGAUGUGUGUUCUCAGCCUAAAAUUAAAUGCCAACUGCUUAGUGUAUAAAUAAUCGUGCAUUAUUCCCUAUGAUAGUUUUUCCUAUUCUUCCCCUCAAUGUAAUUACAUGCACUAGUUCUUUUACAUCUUUUUCUAAUGUAUAGGCUACAUUAGUACAAUAAUAUACCGGCUAAUGGCUACAGCUUGGACAGAGGAGGAAGUAUUCAUAUAUAUUUUGUAAUUCUAUAUUUGAAUGUGUUCUUGAUGAAUUAAUGAUUAUAUAGUCCCUCUUGUAAAAUGUUAUAUAAUGACUCCUCACAUGGACAACAUCUGCAACAAUACAGUACAGUCAUAUCUGUUGGUUUCGUUUGAGUAUUUAUCAGAAUGUGUGUAUCCAACAAUAUUUUAUGAACUCUACAAAGGCUUUUAUAUACAUGGUGUGUGUUGUGUAGCCAUGUUGAUAUGUAUGCACUGCAUGCUAUAUAACCAUGUUGCUCUAUGCACACUGCAUGCUCUAUAACUAUGUUGCUCUUUGCACACUGCAUGUUAUCUAACCAUGUUGCUCUUUGCACACUGCACUCUAUAUAACCAUGUUGUUCUAUGCACACUGCAUGCUAUAUACCUGUAUUGCUAUGCACAAAAAAGGAAUUAGAAUAGCAGAACUACACCAAGGAACUGCAUAUGUGAUUAUUUUAUUUAAAGAUAUCAACUUGAAUCCAGGUUUCUUCCUAAAAUAAGUGAUAAGUGAAAUGUAACACAAGAAUAUUUAUGGUAUAAAAUACAGUAUUAUUUUUCUAUCACAAAGGCCAGUUGACAUUAUCUACACUUACAAUACACCUCUGAUGACAAAAUUAUUGACAUGAAUUUUAGCAACUCUGAGAGAAAUUGCCUGUUAAAAAAGUUACUACUGAACACAAAAAAAUACUACACAAUUUUUGGGGGCCUAAUGUAUAAACACAGGAUGUAGUGAAUACUUGAAUUUAUAUAAAAAAUAUAUGUUCAAUAUUUAUAUAAAAUGUCAGAUUAUUUACUAUACAUGUGAAAAUUAGUUAAUAAUUUGUGCCUAAUAUGUAUAAAUUCAAGAAUUCACUAGUUCCUGCAAGUAUAAAUUAUAUAAAUAAGCCUACCCACAUAUAUGUAAAGACAGGAAUAUGAUAUUUUAUCCCGUCCGACACCCUUAUCAAGUCGUAACUUAUAUUUUCAGUAUUCAUAAAAAAUAUCAUUUAUCAUUUAGGAGGAUUUAAAAUAAUUUAAAUCAUUUAAUUUAAUUAUUUAUCAUAAUUA
Procambarus clarkii (red swamp crayfish) is the source of this 4919-nucleotide messenger RNA. RefSeq names its product succinate--hydroxymethylglutarate CoA-transferase. Gene Ontology annotation, molecular function: catalytic activity. NCBI's taxonomy places the organism in Eukaryota, Metazoa, Arthropoda, Malacostraca, Decapoda, Cambaridae. The record is from RefSeq and is a predicted model, not a curated record.